Molecule: messenger RNA, 597 nt
Organism: Myiozetetes cayanensis
Lineage: Eukaryota; Metazoa; Chordata; Aves; Passeriformes; Tyrannidae
Product: E3 ubiquitin-protein ligase BRE1B-like
Exons: 5
Cellular component (GO): nucleus; HULC complex
Molecular function (GO): ubiquitin protein ligase activity
Source: RefSeq, a predicted model, not a curated record
CCCCCCCCCGUGCAGGAGGAGGAGGCGCUGCUGUCGGAGAUGGACGUGACGGGGCAGGCGUUCGAGGACAUGCAGGAGCAGAACCUGCGGCUGCUGCAGCAGCUGCGCGAGAAGGACGACGCCAACUUCAAGCUGAUGUCGGAGCGCAUCAAGGCCAACCAGAUCCACAAACUGCUCCGCGAGGAGAAGGACGAGCUGGCCGAGCAGGUGCUCGCACUCAAGGCACAGGUGGAGGCGCAGCUGCAGGUGGUGCAGAAGCUGGAGGAGAAGGAGAGGGGCCUGCAGAGCGCGCUGGGGGCGGUGGAGAAGGAGCUGGCCCUGAGGAGCCAGGCCCUGGAGCUGCACAAGAGGAAGGCAGUCGAGGCGGCCCAGCUGGCCGAGGAUCUCCGUGCCCAGGGCGAGCACGUGCAGGGCCGGCUGCGGGAGCUGCAGGUGUGCGCAGCUGAGAACAGAGCAGCCAAGGACAAGGAGCAGCUCAGCCUCAAGAGGGCUCAGGAGGAGCUGUCGAGGCUGCGCCGGAAGCUGGAGAAGCAGCGCAAGGUUGAAGUUUACGCCGACGCCGAUCAGAUCCUGCAGGAGGAGAUCAAGGAGUACCGG